CUCAGCCUCUUCCAAGCGUUACGCACUGCUCCGUCAGCUGAACAUGGCCGCAGACUUUUCCAAGAACGCAGUGGAGAGGCCGGAGCCUUUUAAGGCAGAAGUAAAAGGGAGCAUUCCCAGCUGGCUACAAGGCACGCUGCUGCGCAAUGGCCCCGGCAUCUUUUCCGUGGGGGACACCAGCUACCACCACUGGUUUGAUGGAAUGGCUUUCAUGAACAGUUUCACCUUUAAAGAUGGUGAAGUCACCCACAGAAGCAGAUUCCUCAGAAGUGACACGUAUAAAGCUAACAUGGCUGCAAACAGAAUAGUUGUGUCUGAAAUGGGGACAAUGGCCUAUCCAGACCCCAGCAAGAACUUCAUUGUCAAGGCAAUUACAUUUCUUAACCAUACAGUGCCUGACUUUACCGACAACGGCGCAAGCAAUUUCAUCAAAUAUGGGAACGACUACUAUGCCACCUCAGAAACAAACUACAUUCGCAAGAUAGAUCCUGUGACCCUGGAGACCCAGGACAAGGUGGACUACUUGAAAUACCUGCCUGUAAACUUAGCUUCAUCCCAUCCACACUAUGACAAGGAAGGCAAUACUUACAACAUCGGAACUUCAAUAGCAGAGAAGGGCAAGACGAAAUACAUACUGUUCAAAGUCCCUGCAGUUUCAGAGAAAGACAAAGGCAAGAAUGCCCCUGCACUAAAAAAUGUGGAGGUGAUCUGCACAGUCCCCUGCCGCUCCCUGCUCACACCCAGCUACUACCACAGCUUUGGCAUGACAGACAAUUACUUCAUCUUCAUCGAGCAACCUUUCAAACUGGACAUCCUCAAGAUGGCCACUGCGUACAUGAGGGGAGUCAACUGGGCGAGCUGUUUGAAGUUCUGCCCUGAGGAAAAUACUCUGAUCCACCUGAUAGACAGGAAGACUGGCAAAGAGGUUGACACAAAGUACUACACCGGAGCAAUGGUCGUCUACCAUCACGUGAAUGCUUUUGAGGAAGAUGGUCACGUGAUCUUCGAUGUCGUCGCCUACAAUGAUAAUGGCCUUUAUGACAUGUUCUAUCUGAGCAAGCUGAGGGAAAACACUGGGUUCCGUGACGAGAGCUACUCCAAACCGAGCUACAGAAGAUUCGUGCUUCCUGUCCGCUCAGACAAGGGCUUUGCAGUUGGGGAGGACCUGGUGAAACUCAAAUACACCACAGCCAGUGCUGUGAAGGAGAAAGAAGGCAAACUGAUGUGCCAGCCAGAGGUUCUCUGUGAAGCUUUUGAAUUACCUAGAAUUAAUUACGACUUCAACGGCAAGAGGCACCGGUUUGUCUAUGGGAACUGUGUGGUGCAAUCUGCACUGGCAAAGCAGAUUGGCAAGUUUGACACAGAAACCAAGGAAAUGAUUUGCUGGGAUGAAGAGAACUGCUGGCCGUCAGAGCCAGUGUUCAUCCCCAGACCAACUGGAGAGUCAGAGGAUGAUGGUGUGGUUUUAUCAGCAGUUAUCAACUGCAACCCAGGCCAGUCUGGUUUCCUCCUGAUUCUUGACGGCAAGACUUUCAAGGAAGUGGCUCGAGCAUAUGUGAACACUGAGAUCCACAAAGAUGUGCAUGGACUGUUUAUCCCACAAGGAAAUUAGACAGCUGUGUAUAUAUUAAAAAAAAAAAAAAAAAAAGCCUUUGGAGAACUUCCAAAAGACCUGUUCUCUAAAAGUGUUGUG
Molecule: messenger RNA, 1693 nt
Organism: Toxotes jaculatrix (banded archerfish)
Lineage: Eukaryota; Metazoa; Chordata; Actinopteri; Toxotidae
Gene: bco1
Product: beta-carotene oxygenase 1
Exons: 11
Coding region: 44-1612 (522 amino acids)
Biological process (GO): carotene catabolic process; retinal metabolic process
Molecular function (GO): beta-carotene 15,15'-dioxygenase activity; carotenoid dioxygenase activity
Source: RefSeq, a predicted model, not a curated record